ACAAAGUACGCGUGCCUCAUACCAGGUACAGCACUUCCAGGCACAAAACAUGGCCUUUGCCGGUAACCUGCGGCCUAGUAACCGUUUGGCCGCGACCCCCCGAAACCUAUCGCCUGAUGUCCUCACACAGCCUUGUGCCGCACUAAUGACUGAUCUGCCAAGAUCAAUAAGGCUGCCACUGUAGUCCGUACCCCAUAGACAUCAUCGACUUGACAUCUGAGUCCACACCCACGUAUUCUCCCCGCGACGAGCUCGUGAACAACCAUAUCGUUCAUUCCCUCGUUUCGACCGUCAAUAUGGAUCAAUCUCAAACGAAGGCUCUAGCAUCCCUUCAGCCCUUUGUCCAUCUCGCAAACACCACAAAGAGCCCAUCCUCACGCUUCGUCGCUGAAUUGAUCAAAUCUGCCAUAUCCGCUCCAGGAACAUACGUCUUCACCGAGCUCCUCCAGACAACAGCUUGCCAGAGUCUUCGAGGCACCGACUUGGAAUCAUGGCUGACCCUUCUCGAGAUCUUCAGCUGGGGCACUUACGAAGAAUACAAAGCGACACCAAACUUGCCAUCUCUCGAUGACUCUCAAAUCUUCAAACUCCGUCAACUCAGCCUCCUCACGCUCUCUUCGCCUUUUGCACCAAGCAGCACGACGACGACGAACACCCUCACCUACCAAUCCCUGCUCCAAUCCCUCGUCCUGCCCGACACCGCCAGCCUAGAGUCGCUCGUGACGCAGUCCAUCUACGCAGGCCUUCUCACGGCACGGCUCUCCCCGACGUCCAACCCACCGUCAGUCAACGUCACGUCCGUCGCGCCACUGCGAGACUUGCGGCCUCAAUCCCUGCCUGCGCUCCUCCAGAUCCUGCAAGUCUGGGAAUCCCGCUGCACAUCCAUGAUCGGCGAAUUGGACACCCAAAUCACUUCUAUGCGGAACGAGGCGAUCCAGCGCCACACCAUCGAGCGGAGGAGACAGGCCGCCGUUGACGCCGCGGUCUUGUCUACGAAACCCGCCAUUGCCAACAUCAACCACGCACAGCUUCGUGCCGCAGGGCGGCUACCCAGCAAACGAGACCUCGACGCUCAGAUGGAAGGAGAGGGCGACGACGUCAGCGACGACGACGGACAGAUGGACCUCGACGAAGGCAUUGGCGACGUUAGCAGCGGCACCAGCUCUCGGGGAGGGCACGGCGGAGGAAGCUCUAGAGGAGCAAAGAGAAAUCGAGGUCGCGGUCAAAAAUGGGAGACUGGAUGAAAAAGAAUGAUGUUGACCUGCGUUGUACUCCAUAUGAUGACCAGAGGAUCAUGAACACACGAGGCAUGACAACAAAAACACCACCGUGCAAGAUCCACCUUUGACGAACAUGAAUUAUCUUUUUGAUAAAGCAUCAACCCCGCCCAUAGAGACGAAUUUAUGACAUGACGAUUCUUUUAUCCUCGAGGUCAGGGCGCUUUUUUCCCUCUCGUGUUCAUCAUGCCGACUUCCUUCCAAUGGAGUGAGAUAAUUGCAUUCACGAGACCGAGGACAUCUCAUCCACCACAAGCUGACAAACAAGGAGGCCAGACUCAGGGUAUGGGCAACGCCUCUGGGUAGACGGUUUUUCUUUCCAAAUAAUAAUGCCCAUAGAGACAGAUGUUGUUAUGGCAAAAGUUCCUAGAAUCUCCUGUUGUUUGGUGAAUCAUUGAUCUGGUAUGAGGUAGUUUUGAGCAUCGUUCCAGCUUGCUCGUGGAUCAGAAGCUAAAGAAGUAUAAAAGCAGAUAUGUAUUCAAGCUCCAAUUCACCCUCAUCAAACCGAAA
This is a messenger RNA of Exophiala oligosperma, 1787 nucleotides long. RefSeq lists its product as uncharacterized. Lineage: Eukaryota; Fungi; Ascomycota; Eurotiomycetes; Chaetothyriales; Herpotrichiellaceae. Gene Ontology annotation, cellular component: COP9 signalosome. The coding region runs from base 297 to 1244 and encodes 315 amino acids. The transcript is spliced from 2 exons. The record is from RefSeq and is a predicted model, not a curated record.